AUGAGUAAUACACCUUCGACAUCGUCAGGCAUCAAGCAAUUCUUAACCGAAGAUCAGAUUGAAAUCGAACGACAACGUCGACAAGCUGAUUGGGAACGUGUACGUUCGGCUACUGAUCCAGUUGAAGCACCAGCUGCGGUUUUCGAUUCACGAUCUUUGUAUGACAAACUCAAAGAGCAACAUGAUGCAAAAAAGAAGGAAUUCUUAGAUAUGUGGGCAGCAAAAAACUCUAUUCGUGGCCUUGAUGAAGAUGAAACGAGUUUUUUAGCACGAAUUGACAAGGCGAAGAUAGAGAAACAACGUCAACUAAAACAAAUGGAACAGGAAGAAAUCGAAGAAUUGAAAAGAGCUCAAAAAGAAAUGGAAGAAGCUGCGUUAAAUAAUCGACCAACGACAGCAACAACAACGACGUCGUCGAAACCACACGUGACACAACCGGUUGUUAAUAAACAAAAACAAUUGCUCAGCGGAAUCGUCAAACGAAAAACGAAUGAAACGUUGAAACGUCCGUUAGAGGAAGCAACUGAAGAGGAUACGUCGGCGCCACCAGCUCGACUACCACGUCUACUCGUUCCUGGCGGUCGUCUACCUGGUAUAGGUCCAGCUGAAGGUUUCUCCGAUUCAUCUGAUUCCAAUGAGAGUAGUGAUGACGAUGGUCUUUCUCGCCAUUCCAAUAGUAUCGGUCUUCAGACUUCAAUAGCCCAACGCAAAAAACUAGCUAAACAACUGCAAGAUCUCGCUGCAGCAUCAGCUGGUAACGGUGAUUAA
Adineta ricciae is the source of this 768-nucleotide messenger RNA. NCBI's taxonomy places the organism in Eukaryota, Metazoa, Rotifera, Eurotatoria, Adinetida, Adinetidae. The record is from the annotation of a GenBank genome assembly.